AUGAAAGGGUUUAUCUUUGCGUUUGCAGUCAGUUAUUUCAUUAUAUCGUCAAUAGGUCAAUGCCCACCUAAUGUUGGAUACCUUGCUGUAACCAGUUGUGAUGGAUCAACCAAAAAUGGACCAUAUAUUUACAUUGACUUCUAUAAAAUCAACCGUCCAUGCUACUGUACGGUGAUCACGUCUUUUAUUGGUGAUCUGCUCGUAACGUCUAUGAAAGGAAUUGGUCGUAUAUGCGAAACACAAGUAACCGUUGUAACCGUUUACAAUUACAGAUAUAUGUUUAAUUGCCAGGCAUCAGAAGUAUCUGCCGUUUUACAUGUCAAAAUCAAUCAAUCGGUAUCCGUACUAGCUGAAUACUCAUCACUUUCUACAUCAGGAGCGUUCUAUCAUUGUUUGAGAUUUAACGAAAACGGGGGUUUAGGUGGAAAUCUUAGUGUAGUAUGUGGAAGUAACCAUUCAGCAGAAACAACAUCAAUGGAAACAUCUACUACAACCGCUUCGUCUACUACACGAUUAAUAAGUACAACUUCUGAGUUGUCAUCAGUGGAACUUAUAACUACAUCUGCAAUAAAUGAGAAUAUAUCGGAUGCUACUGGGUCAACUGCUGCUACUUUGUCGGAGGAAAAUAAAUCCGAGUCACUUUUGUCCUUACAAAUUUCGUUGGCUCUAUUCGUGAUGAUUUCGACAGUUUCAACAAUUUUGAAUAUAUAUUUUUAUAGAUACAUCAAAACAAGAAAGAAAUCUUGGAACGGGAAAUCUAACUCUAAAGGUAUAAAAGACCAUCGAAGUGGGACAGCAACUAAUGCUGAAACCUACACAGAACUUGGAAAUACGGUGUCAGGGGAAUCUGAAAACCAGUACGACUCUAUCUCACGCCAGAAUAACUACAUGAACACGAAUGUCCUUUAAACUUUUCUUACAGGUGAAUUCAUGUCACUUGCAAUUGGACUCAAUAUUGGAAGUAGUACAGGGUGUUUAACAAUAUAUGUCAUUAAUCUAAAGGCAAAAAGAAUGAUAAC
Molecule: messenger RNA, 1019 nt
Organism: Magallana angulata
Lineage: Eukaryota; Metazoa; Mollusca; Bivalvia; Ostreida; Ostreidae
Exons: 6
Coding region: 1-909 (302 amino acids)
Source: RefSeq, a predicted model, not a curated record